UUGCUUUGCCCGUCCGGCUGGCUGUGUUCUUGUUCCCCCUGGGACUUGUGGCCGCAGGCUACCUCAUCAAGUGGAGACGGUCUUACUGGCUCACCAAGAUUGUCCGUCUCUUGGUCCAGAAUUGUAUAGAUGUGAACCAGGCGCUCUACUUCCAAGGCCGUCCUCUGUUCACCACAGCUGCGCAUGUGCGUGCAAAUAUUUUUGCU
Molecule: messenger RNA, 206 nt
Organism: Aplysia californica (California sea hare)
Lineage: Eukaryota; Metazoa; Mollusca; Gastropoda; Aplysiida; Aplysiidae
Source: RefSeq, a predicted model, not a curated record